AUGCUGUACCCGCCCAAUCAGCCCGUCUACCACCAUUUGGGCAUCUCCAACUCGUUCUCAACCGGCGUGCUGCGUAAAAUCGGCUUCGUUCUGCUGAUCGUUGCCCUCGUCGCAGUGGCGGCCCGAAAGUCGUGGAUCGAGCCGCAAAAUGGUCACAUCAGUCGUCCCAGUCGUUAUGGCAGGGAUGCUAGUGUGGAGUGUCCUUCUGAUCGACCGUUUGUCUGCGACGCCCUUGAUGAACUCGGCCAAGAAUAUCCACCGUGGCUGAAGAAAGACGGCGGCAAGCAGGACUUUGCUAAGAAGAAGCUACGAUGGAAGAGAAGCGACAAAAGAAGCCGUCAGAAGCGCCAGGGUACACCACUUCCAUCUGUCAUCUACCCACGCUGUAUCAAGACGGACGGGUUGCCGGAAGGUCAGAGAGCCAUCGUAGAAGCUGACGAGCUGCUCGACUGCGCCAAGAACCCAUUCUACAAGCAAUUCGGCGCAAUGGCACUGACCGUCUCGAAACUGCCCCCGUGCAGUGACGUCGAUCAGAACCAGAAAUUCUGUGUGGUCACUCGCCAGACCGCCACCCCGACACUGCCACCAACAACUGUUACCCCAGAGGAGCCUGAACAGCUCGGACUCUUCCUCGGCAUCGGCGCCGCGGUCCUUAUUGCUGGCCUCCUCGUCGUCGGUGUCAUCUACUUGCUGAAAUCGGGCGGUCGAAAGAAGGCAGAAGAUGAGCCGGCCGUCGACCCGAAGUCGGAGAGCAGCGACAACUCCCAGGCCGCCACCCCAAAUCAAGCCGAGCCGACCGGCGCU
Messenger RNA from Mesorhabditis spiculigera, 804 nucleotides. Lineage: Eukaryota; Metazoa; Nematoda; Chromadorea; Rhabditida; Rhabditidae. The record is from the annotation of a GenBank genome assembly.